AGCGGUAUCCACCGGGCUUUCUCUCCAGCCAAACAAAACUGUUAUCACCACUCUAGAGAGUGAGGUGGAAUGAGACUAGAAAUCUGAGAGGUUUGAUGGACAUGUAAUCAUUAUGGGAAUCUAUCCACCUUGCUCUCUGAUAGGCUAUGUGGAGUUACUGACUGACACCUAUUCAGUACUCUCGGAUCUCCACAAUAGUGGUGGGGGCUAAGGGUUGUUUCUAGAUUGGUGUACAUUACAUUGACUUAUAUAGAUCAUGGUUAUAUUUGCUGGCUGUGCACUGCCUGCCUGGCUGGAAGAAAAGCCUAUAGGAGAGACUGCCUGCCUGGCUGGAAGAAAAGCCUAUAGGAGAGACUACCUGCCUGGCUGGGAGAAAGCCUAUAGGAGAGACUACCUGCCUGGCUGGAAGAAAAGCCUAUAGGAGAGACUGCCUGCCUGGCUGGGAGAAAAGCCUAUAGGAGAGACUACCUGCCUGGCUGGAAGAAAAGCCUAUAGGAGAGACUACCUGCCUGGCUGGAAGAAAAGCCUAUAGGAGAGACUACCUGCCUGCCUGGCUGGAAGAAAAGCCUAUAGGAGAGACUACCUGCCUGGCUGGAAGAAAAGCCUAUAGGAGAGACUGCCUGCCUGCCUGGCUGGAAGAAAAGCCUAUAGGAGAGACUACCUGCCUGGCUGGAAGAAAAGCCUAUAGGAGAGACUACCUGCCUGCCUGGCUGGAAGAAAAGCCUAUAGGAGAGACUGCCUGCCUGGCUGGGAGAAAAGCCUAUAGGAGAGACUACCUACCUGCCUGGCUGGAAGAAAAGCCUAUAGGGGAGAGUGCCUGCCUGGCUGGGAGAAAAGCCUAUAGGGGAGAGUGCCAGCCUGGCUGGAAGAAAAGCCUAUAGGAGAGACUACCUGCCUGGCUGGAAGAAAAGCCUAUAGGAGAGUCUACCUGCCUGGCUGGAAGAAAAGCCUAUAGGAGAGACUACCUGCCUGGCUGGAAGAAAAGCCUAUAGGAGAGACUGCCUGUGGCUCAACAAUAGGAUUACAGUACCUAGGGCCUUGUGUGGGGGAACAGUGAGAUUUGACUUGAAGGGAUCCUCGUAGACACACUUUUCCAUAGUUGAUGUAGCUACCGGGGGUGUUUUUCUCUCCUCACUGAGUUGAUGGAGAGAGAGAUACAGACCUCUUUCACUUAAUAAAUUCAGUCCUGCUACCCCAGGGAACUAGACACCAGAUGACCUUCCUCUGGCUCUGGAUUUAGACUGGUGUGUGUGUGUGGGCAUGUCAGUUUACACAUGUGUGAGGGAGAAGGUAAAACAGAGGAACCAUUUGCUAAGAUGGUUAGAAAAUCAAUGGUGAGAGUCCCUGGACUAACAGGGACCCUUGCUCCACCUGUACUCUGUCUGUGUGACCAGUCAAUGUUGUCCUUGUAUUUCUCUUUUUGUAUUUGAAAGCUGACUCAUCAGGCCAUAGACAGACAUGCUACCAAUACCUUGAACUGAUGCCGAUGUGUAAUAUUGCUGCUCUGAAAGUUAUUCAACUGCCAUCAAAUCUAGAAGCUUGUCUUGCAAUUGGUUACUUAUCAGUAAAGUUUGUGCAUUUUUAUUAGCUACAGUAUAUCAUUCAAUGUCAUCAUCAAAUUCAUCUAUCAUCAGAAUCAUCUUAAUGUUUUAACCCUUAACCUGCGUUAACCACAAAUCCCAGUAUGCGAAUCCCAAAUCUGUUUUUGCAGCCAUCCAAACCCACCCCCUUUAGCACGCCAGACCCACCCCCUUUAGCACCCCAGACCCACCCCAGACAGGUUUGAAGGGAGAUCUGUCAGAUUGUACUAAACCAGAAGCCAGCAUAUCUUAACGGAAAGGGGCGCCCAUCGAGUUGUAGCGGCUUUUUUUGCAAGACAAUCCAUCUUGGCGUUGAAGUUGAUGCAAGGAAAUUUUUUUACAUAUAAUAAAAUCCGUGUGGAAUACUGAAACCAAAAACCUUUAGGGGGACGCGCGCUUUUUAAGCACGUCAAUGAUCGUGCCUUCCAAAACUUUCCUUUUAACCGCACAAACCUGAAAAAACUCGACACGUUGUAAAAUAAUCACUAGCGUUCAAAAUAUAGGCUGUCCACCGCUGGAAAAUUUAUACGUCUUUUGAAAUUACCGUCGUUCUAUUCUUAACCAGUUUAAUACCAAAUAUAGUCAUUGUGUUAAUAUGAAAUGUCCUUGAACGGUGCUCUGGUUUGGGGUAACGUUGCCAAAGUUUAUAAUUAAAAACGCUGAGAUAAGUAAUUUAAUCACUUGCACGUGACACAUUUUAUGUUUGAUGAUACAACCCACGAGCACUAAUUUAGAGUAUAGGGUCCCAGCUAAUUCUGUUUUCUCAAGUUUGCAAGGCUCGUAUCUCCAGAUUGUAUUACCCCUGCAGAGCACGCCGAUGUAAUGGGCUACAUCUCGACCGUUUUGUUUGAAUGACUGACAACCGAAGCCGUUUUUAAACCUCUGGUUUUUAAAGCAAAUUUGCACAUAACUCGAUCUGUGUUGACCAUAGAUUUCGCCGCUUAUCCUAUAGAAAACGUUUUUAUAUAAUUGUCGAUUAUAUUUAUAACGUGAAGGAGCCAAAAAAAUCGGAUUUUCCAAAAUGAUCAACAGUGCAGAUUCAUCCUCAGUACGGGUUUUAUUAUCCACACUUGUUUUGGUGCUCGGUUUGGCAGCGCGAUGCGUCGGGCAGGCCAUGCCGUCCAAAGAGAGCCCUCAAGCGGCCCCAGCAUCAUUCAGUCUCCGGUCCCUGGUCACGGGGACCUGCGAAGAUGUCCACAGAUACGUGGAAUCCGUGGUCGGAGCCAAUGUGAUCGAGUCGACUGUUGAGUUCUUUGAGAUGUUGAGCCGGUUUCUGGCUGAGGGAGCUGCCAGCGGACUGAAUGUCUUCUCUCUUUACGUCACAGAUAUCCUCAGGGUCACAGGAGUUGAUGUCCACCUGCCGUUCCCUCACUUCACCGCAGAGGGCGUGGCCUCGGCUGGUCAGUGGGCUCUGCUGGCUCUGAUUGGCUACUGGGUGCUGUCCAUCAUCUUGCGCAUGCUGGUGGGUGUGGUGAGGAGGGUGUUCUGGAUGCUGAAGGCGGGCAUCGCGCUGUGGCUCUUUGGCCUGAUCGUCAGUGAUGCCAAGGCUGGUUCAGACACCACAGCCGUCCGGCUAGCAAGCCUGGUGCUGGGGUGUGCCCUGCUGGGGCUGGCCAGCUCAGGAUCAGAAAAGACAGUUCAAGUGGAAGACCGCAUGAGCAUCCUGGAGGGAAGGGUGAAGGCGGUGGAGAGGAGGAAGGGAGAGGAGUGAUGGAAUGAGAGAGGGGGAGGAUAGUUGGAAAGGAUGGUGGUGCUGAAGGGGGUCUGUCAGUUUCUCAAAUGAAAUAAAGCAACCACCACGAUUUCUUUGAUUGAAAGUGGCUUUUCAAUUCUUA
Oncorhynchus mykiss (rainbow trout) is the source of this 3415-nucleotide messenger RNA. RefSeq lists its product as uncharacterized. NCBI's taxonomy places the organism in Eukaryota, Metazoa, Chordata, Actinopteri, Salmoniformes, Salmonidae. Gene Ontology annotation, biological process: cellular response to gamma radiation; intrinsic apoptotic signaling pathway in response to DNA damage by p53 class mediator. The record is from RefSeq and is a predicted model, not a curated record.